Molecule: messenger RNA, 3565 nt
Organism: Wasmannia auropunctata (little fire ant)
Lineage: Eukaryota; Metazoa; Arthropoda; Insecta; Hymenoptera; Formicidae
Product: cytochrome P450 CYP12A2-like
Exons: 11
Coding region: 1458-3050 (530 amino acids)
Molecular function (GO): iron ion binding; heme binding; monooxygenase activity
Source: RefSeq, a predicted model, not a curated record
AAGAGGUCCUUUUCAGUAUCAGCAAUGUCAAUGUCGUUCGCGGCAUCGGGGAUGGCACGAGAGCCAGCCUUAUCGACACGCAAUAUCUAUCUCCGUUCGUUGUCGAAUUACAGUCCGCUUCGCUAACACGGUAUCGUCGGGGAAUUAGCAUUUCGUCGGCGGAUGUAAUAACGAGCAGCUUCUACCAAUUUCACCAUAGUAAUCCAUAAAUACUUAAAGUGGGGGCUGGAAAUCACGAAAUUGAAUUAGCUCAUCGCCCGGAACGACGCGCAUUGGAAAAGGAAAUUCCGAAGUAGAGUCGUAUUCUUCAGAGAAAUUCGCGCGAAGGAAUGAGAGGAAGAAGCUACGUGAAACUUGCUGUGAUCUGUACAAGUAUUCAAAUAAAGGAUUUCUGCCAACUCGUUCCGAAUGUCAGUGAGAUUUGCCGCGAGUGUAUUAAGAAUAUCGACCUCUUCUGAAGUUCUAAUAGACCUUGCCUUCAUACCGAAGCUACAUGAAUAGACCACGCGGACACCAUAACUCAUAAUUUAGGUACGGUGCUGACAAAUGGUGACAAAGAAGAAGAGCGUGCGGGCAGGUUACCGAGGAGGGGAGGGCAGAUAUUUGUGCUAUUGUUAUCCUUUUCCUGGGGCCUGGGGCACGAGAAGUCGGUCAGUUAUUGUCCUGCAUAUCGAUACAAAAAAAGGAAAAAAAAAAGGGGAGAAAGCUGGCGGAGUGCAACGAUUAACCCUUUUGUUACGGAGAACCAUCAUAAUGGCUUUCUACAUUCAUAGUGCACGAAGAGUCAGUGUAACUGGUUCACAAAAAAUUCUGCACCUUAGAUAAUGAAAGAUAAUGUCAUAUCAUCAUGGCGAUAAUAUUAUCUAACGUUAUCAAUUUGCGAUAAUACAUGCGGAUGUUGAUCUACCAGCUAACUGUAAUUAAAUUGAAUAUCACUGCAGGUAAAACAAGGUUAAAUCGCAUUUCUUCGACAUAAUUGUAGUUAUCGCGAGAACCGUUUCGUGUGUUAUUCCUUGCGCAAAUAAUAGCAGCAAAAAUUGGUAUCUCUAUCGUACUAAAGUGACUGUAUGAGAAAAGCCUCAUUCAGCGUAAUGCCGCAACCUUGCCGAUUGAUCAUCCGCGUUCAAGUGCAAGUGUACCAAGCAAUACGUCAGAGAGACCAUUCGGUUAGAUAAAGUCGCGAUCGCAUAACCUCAGGGGAAACUUCGACCUUUUUUCUCUACAUUCCGCAUCGGGCUAAGUCACAAUGAGUUCGACGCAAUAAAACGACGAAUUUAUCUAUAGAAGACGGGCAAACCGAUUUUCAUUCACUGUGCGAAGUGGUCCAACCGGAAGUGGCACGUGUCGAUAGAAGGAAUCGUCGAGUCUACGGAAGUGAGAUACGCGCGCACCCGUGCAAGAUUGUUCGAUUACGCUCGAUUGUAACGUUAAAAAAGUCAAGAGGCAUCCGGUGAACUAUGAUACGUACCAGAUUUCUUAUUCACAAAAUCAAUGGCUCGUGGUUUUCGUCAAAGGUGCAAUGUCGUGCAAAGUCGGUCGUGGCAUAUCCGAUCGAACAUAACGAAACGAAAGAUGUGAACAACGAAAUGCAAUAUGCGCGGCCGACCAAAGAUAUUCCCGGCCCGAAAGCGUUGCCUUUGCUUGGCAAUUGGUUCAGAUUCCUACCAUACAUAGGUGAAUAUAGCAAAGCAGAUGCUGUAACACAAUUACGGAUGAUGCAUGAUCAGUACGGCGAUAUCGUUAAAUUAGACCAGAUAGGAUUUCGCCGAUCGCUCAUCUUUCUGUUCUCACCGGAGUUAUGCGAAAAAAUGUAUCGGAUGGAAGGCACGUGGCCGCAGCGAAUUGCUAUGGAGACUCUACAUUACUAUCGCAAGAACAGGGAACAUAUCUACAACGGGCAGUACGGCCUCGCAACAAGCCAGGGCAAAAUAUGGCACGACUUUCGAUCGAAAGUCAAUCCGUACAUGAUGCAACCGCGAACGGUCAAGGCGCACGUGGCGCAGAUCAGCGAGGUGACCGGCGACUUCGUGAAGAAGAUGCGAGCGCUGCGGGAUUCCGAGACCUUGGAACUGCCGAAGGGGUUCAACAACGAAUUGCUAAAGUGGGCCUUAGAGUCAAUAUGUUCGAUCGCGCUGGAUUGCCGGCUAGGGUGCUUGGACUCUAAUCUCGCCGCGGACUCGGAGCCGCAAAUAAUGAUUAAUUGCGUACGCGAGAUGUUCGAUCUCAUGUACAGCAUGGAAGUUCAGCUGUCUCUGUGGAAGGUAUACAAUACGCGGAAUCUCAAGAAGUUCUUCCGCGCGCUGGAUACGCUUAAUGGAAUUGCCACGAAACACAUCGAGCGGGCUAAGGCCAAAUACGAGACAAUGGACGAUAGCACAAAUCUGCAUAAUCGUAGUAUAUUAGAGAAACUUUUGCGGAUCGACAAGCAAACGGCACAGGUAAUGGCGCUCGAUAUGCUUACGGCUGGUGUUGACACGACUGGCAACGUGUCCGCCAGUUUGUUAUAUUACAUCGCAAAUAAUCCGGAGAAACAGGAAAAACUGCGGGAAGAAGCAAUAUCCGUGUUACCGGACAAAACAUCACCCGUCACGCCGGACAUAUUAAAUCAGACGAGAUAUUCUAAGGCCUGUAUCAAGGAAGUCCUUCGAUUGUUCCCCAUCGCUGUAGGCAAUCUUAGAACUAUGCAAACGGACGUUUGCAUAGGAGGAUACAAAAUACCAGCAGGGUUCGAUGUCGCCGCUUGUCAUUCUCUGAUCGCGCAAAAGCCCACGCAGUUUUCGCGAACGGAGGAAUAUAUUCCCGAGAGGUGGUUGCGGGGCAACACGGAGUUUCCAUCAGCCAAGGAGGCGCAUCCCUUCGCGUACAUGCCUUUCGGAUUCGGCCCUCGCACCUGCAUCGGUCGACGAUUCGCCGAAAUGGAGCUCGAGACGUUGCUCUUGACAGUCAUACGAAAUUUCCGGAUCGAAUGGCAUCACGGACCGCUCGAGAUAGAAAGCCGAUUUAUAAACAAUGUGACGACACCGUUGCAAUUCAAGCUCAUCGACUUGUAGAUCGUUACCAAAUCUUUCCACGAAAUCGAUCCACGUGUCACCACGGAGAAAGCGGUCCAGAAAGGUGUCCUGCCGACGUCUUGCGCAAUUUUUUCCCUUUAAUAAUUACGACAAAUGUCUGUGCAGCCGCUGGUUGCACAAGCGUCUAACCGAAGAAACCCGACCGAGAAGUGGAGAAGAUGAGACAUCGACCAACCACAAUUCUUACAAUUUUAAUCUACGCCCGAGGACAGAAAGUGCGACAUUUCACCGGAAUUUUUUAGCGCGAAAGCUACAAAUUUUUAGCAAGCUCGUAGAAAAGCGGUCGCGCAUGUGUGCGCGCUCGCGUUUAAAUGGCAUAAAAAUACGAGAGAUAUAAAGCUAUAAAUUGUACGUAUUGUUGAAAUUUUCUUUAGCAAACACCAACGUACCUUUUCAUACUUAUCUUUUAUUCGAUAGCCUUGGGGAAAGCAUAUUAUGAUACUAUUUUAUACGUAUUUAUAAUGACAAUAAAGCUAAAAAUAUUUAUCAGUGUU